AUGAAACCUGCUUAUCAGAGGUUUUAUGUCACAGAAAGAAUACAAGAAAUAUGCAGAGAUACACUUGGAACACUCUAUAACGUAGAUUUAGCCUAUGUUACUCAGUAUAUUUUCCGAAUUUGCAAAAUAACAGACAUGAUUUCACGAGAAGAUAAAAGAAAUAAGAUUGCUCUUCAAUCUCAUUUAGAGAAAUAUCGCAAAGAGAUUAUUCCAAAUCUAAACGAUCCUGAAUUUCAACAAGCAAUCAUCAAUGCAAUUAUAAAAGCUCGCAUUUUUAGUAGAGGAGCACAUCCAAAUCCUGAAGAUCCUAACCGAGUCACUGAAACACAAGUUUCUACUAAUGAUAGUAAAAAUGAUAACCAAAAUCAAACAAAAACUAACCAAGAUAAUAGUAACGAUUCAAAAACCGAGAAUAGAGAUCAAGAAACUGAACCUAAGAAUACUAACAAAGAAACAAAUAUCGAAAAUACACAACAUCCUAAAGAACCUCAAAGUUCCAACAGGGCUUUUAAGCCUAUUAAUAGACCAAAAUCAAGGAACUCUCGAAAUUCUAGUAAUGAAAUCAAGAAUUAA
Molecule: messenger RNA, 573 nt
Organism: Trichomonas vaginalis G3
Lineage: Eukaryota; Parabasalia; Trichomonadida; Trichomonadidae
Exons: 1
Coding region: 1-573 (190 amino acids)
Source: RefSeq, a predicted model, not a curated record